AUGGUUCAGAAUCCAGUGUUCAUCAAUGGAAUUGCGUUUAAGGAAGCAGUGCUCGACCAUGCUCUGAAAACUGGUAGGAACAUCAAGCAGAAUCGAUAUGACAAGGCAAAGAUUGGAUUUUUAUGUGAAGGCAAAGGUUGCUCUUGGCGCGUCUACUGCUCGGUUUCAGCAAAGUAUCCCAACAAAUGGCAGGUGAAAAUCAUGAAGAAAGAUCAUACUUGUGUUCCUACGGGUAACUGUGAGAUGCUUAAAGUCCCACAAAUAGCUCGCUUGUUUGUAGACAAGAUCAAAGAAGAACCAGAUUAUUUCAUGCCCAUGAAGAUUGAGGAGCUUGUUAUGGAGAAAUGGAAGAUCAAUGUUAGUAGGCCGCAAUGCCAACAUGUUUGGACCAAAGCGCUCAGAUGGAUUGAAAGAGAGUAUGAUAAGCAGUUUGGACGCCUCAGGGAUUAUUGCGCAGAGAUAAGAAGCUCGAAUGAAAAUUCUUCUGUUGAGCUUGACUGUGUGGAAAAUGAUGAUGGGAUUGAGGUUUUCAAGAGAUUUUAUGUCUGUUUUGACAUUCUGAGGAGAAGCUGGAAAGAAACGUGCAUGCCACUGAUUGGAGUAGAUGGAUGUUUCUUGAAGUCUAGGAUGAAAGGGCAGCUGCUAGUGGCUUUGGGUCGCGAUGCCGAUAACGCGAUUUAUCCUAUUGCAUGGGCUGUGAUCAAGGUUGAUCUAGGACUCGAAGAAGGAGAGGGUUAUGUUAUGGUUUCAGAUCGUCAGAAGGGAUUGAUUGCUGCUGUGAAGAGAGCACUGCCACAAAUUGAGCAUAGGAUGUGUGUUAGGCACAUCUAUGGUAACUUGAAGAAGAACCAUGGGAAGAAACCUGAUAUGAAGCUAAAGAUUUGGAACCUUGCUUGGAGCUACAAUGAGGCUGAUUACAGAGCAAACCUCAGAGACAUUGAGAUGUACGAUCAAGAUGUUUAUGACGACGUGAUGAAGUCAAAGCCAGAGAAGUGGUGCAGGGCGUUCUACAAGCUUGGACCUUAUUGUGAAGACGUGGAGAACAAUUCAACCGAAUCUUUCAACAACUCUAUAGGUAAAGCCCGAGACAAGCCCUUUGUACCUAUGUUAGAGACAAUAGCUCGCUUGGCGAUGGUUCGUAUAGCGAAAAGGGAUGUCAUUUGCAGCAGUCACGAAGGGCUUUGCACACCGUAUGUCAUUGAGAUGCUCGAGAGUUUGCAUAAGAAAGCCUCAGAAUCGAUGGUUAGACCUUCCACCAACCAAACGUAUGAAUCCACUACUAGUAACGGCUGUGCACAUAGGGUGAGCUUGGCAAGUAGAACUUGUAGUUGCAGGAGAUGGGAGAUUACAGGGAUCUCUUGUGAGCAUGCCUAUGGAGUUAUGUUGAGCAAAGGUCUAGAGGCUCAAGACUAUGUGGUUCACUGGUUCAAGACACCUAUAUGGAGGCGUACGUAUGCUGAAGGGAUUGUACCAUUGCGUGGAGCAAAGUUUUGGCCCGUAGGACCAGAACCAUCUAUCAUUGAACAUGUGAUCCCAUAUCAACCAGGCUGUAAGAAGGUGACUAAAACGGAUAAAAAGAGGAAGAGAGGAGUCAAUGAAUCACCAUAA
Raphanus sativus (radish) is the source of this 1608-nucleotide messenger RNA. RefSeq lists its product as uncharacterized. Bases 1 to 1608 code for a protein of 535 amino acids. The transcript has 3 exons. Lineage: Eukaryota; Viridiplantae; Streptophyta; Magnoliopsida; Brassicales; Brassicaceae. Gene Ontology annotation, molecular function: zinc ion binding. The record is from RefSeq and is a predicted model, not a curated record.